AUGGAGGAAAUACAUGAUCUUUUACCCGAAAUAGAGAGGUACACAUGCGUCGUUGACCUAUUUGAGCACGCGGGCUCUCUCACAGAUGCAAUUAAGUUCGUCAAUGAGAUUCCCGCGGAGCCCACUGAGAUGGUCUGGCAGACGCUGCUGAACGAUUGCUGGGUCCAUGGAAAUGGUGGCCUGGGAGGGACCACAGCCCAGAAAAUCCUCUCAGUAAGGACUGAAUAUUCAUAA
This is a messenger RNA of Spirodela intermedia, 234 nucleotides long. The record is from the annotation of a GenBank genome assembly. Lineage: Eukaryota; Viridiplantae; Streptophyta; Magnoliopsida; Alismatales; Araceae.